Molecule: messenger RNA, 2440 nt
Organism: Trachemys scripta elegans
Lineage: Eukaryota; Metazoa; Chordata; Testudines; Emydidae
Gene: ABCC2
Product: ATP binding cassette subfamily C member 2
Biological process (GO): transmembrane transport
Cellular component (GO): apical plasma membrane
Molecular function (GO): ATP hydrolysis activity; ABC-type transporter activity; ATP binding
Source: RefSeq, a predicted model, not a curated record
CUCAUCCUCCCUCUUCGGGUUGUUUGGGAUCUUUUACCCUGCUCAGUCAUUCAGGUCUAACGCCCCUGCAGAGAGGGAAGAGGAGGGAGCUGUCAGCUCCCCAAACGCUUGGGCCAUGCCUGCGCUACUGGAGGAGUUCUGUGGCUCCGUCUUUUGGAAUGCUUCCUUACUGGAUGUUCCCCAGCCCGACCUGCCGCUCUGCUUCGAACAGACCGUGCUUGUUUGGAUCCCUCUGGGCUUUCUCUGGCUUUUGGCUCCUUGGCAGCUUCUUCCCAUGUUUAAACCCAAGACCAAGAAAUCAUCUCUAACCAAACUCUACCUCACCAAGCAGGCGCUGACCACAUUGCUCUUACUGACAGCAAUGGCUGAACUGGCCUUCACGCUUGCAGAGGACUUUGGCCAAUACCCCCACCCGACUCCCGCCAGCAGGAACCCCGCUGUCCAAUACACAAACCCUGCGCUGUACACCGUGACAUGGUUCCUGGUUCUGCUGCUCCAUGACACUCAGCGCUUCCACCAGCGCAGGGACUCCGGACCACUCUUCCUCUUCUGGAUUCUCUCCCUGCUCUGCGGGGUGUUCCCGCUCCAGACACUGGUCCGGAAGGCACUGCUGGGCCUGGUUCCUGACCUGCCACGGUUCAGCCUCUUCCUCAUCUCCUAUGGGCUCCAGCUUCUCCUCUUGAUCAUCUCUGCUUUCUCGGAUGUCGCCCCAGAAACAGAGGAAAUGGCCAAGAAGAACCCAGAGGUCACAGCCUCCUUCCUGAGCUCUAUCACCUUUGGCUGGUACAGCAGGAUGGUUCUGAGGGGCUAUCGCAAACCCCUGGAGAUGGAAGAUCUCUGGGACUUGAAAGAAAACGUGAAAACGCAGCAAAUCUUCAGCAGGUUUGACAGGAACAUGAGGGCCCAGGUGAGGAAGGCCCGUCGGGAGCUGGAGAGACGCCGCUGCAAGAGGAGCUUGCGCGAGGCAGCCCCAGACCACAGGAAUGGGCUCGGCAAGGCUCAGAGUCAAGACAUCCUGGUGCUGGAGGAGAAGCAGCCGAAGCAGAAGAAGAAGGAGGAUGUGGGGGGCCCCAGUGGGGAUUACCCCAAGGCCUGGCUGGCCAUGGCCCUGAUCAGAAGCUUUGCGGGGAACCUGCUGAAAUCAGUGGCUUUCAAGCUGGUGCACGACCUGCUGGUGUUUGCCAGCCCCCAGCUGCUGAAACUGCUGAUCUCCUUUGUUGCGGACCCCAAGGCGUAUGCCUGGCAGGGCUACCUCUACGCCUUGCUACUGUUUGUAACCGCGCUGGUCCAGUCGAUCUGCCUGCAGCAGUACUUCCAGCUCUGCUUCCUGCUGGGCACGAGCCUGCGCACGGCACUCAUGGCCGCUGUCUACAAGAAGGCGCUCACUGUCUCCAACGCCACCCGCAAGGAGUACACCCACGGUGAGACGGUGAACCUGAUGUCGGCCGACGCCCAGAGGUUCAUGGACCUGGCCAACUUCAUCCACCAGCUGUGGUCGGCGCCGCUACAGAUCGCCCUGUCCAUCGUCUUCCUGUGGUGGGAGCUGGGCCCCUCGGUCCUGGCAGGAAUCGGGGUCAUGGUGCUGCUCAUCCCCAUCAACGCUGUCCUGGCCACCAAGGCCAGAAGCAUUCAGAUGAAGAACAUGAAGAACAAGGAUCAGCGCAUGAAAAUAAUGAAUGAGAUCCUCAGUGGGAUCAAGAUUCUGAAGCUGUUCGCCUGGGAGCCUUCGUUUGAGCGACAGGUUGGGGAGAUCCGUGUGCGUGAGCUGAAGGGUUUGCUGCACUUUACCUACCUUCAGGCUUUUUCCAUCUUCAUCUUCUCCUGUGCCCCGUUCCUGGUCUCUGUGGCCAGCUUCGCCGUCUACGUCAUGGUGGAUGAGAAGAACGUCCUAGACGCACAGAAGGCAUUUACCUCCAUCUCCCUCUUCAACGUGCUGCGCUUCCCCAUGGCCAUGCUGCCCAUGGUCAUCUCCUCCUUGGUGCAGACCAGCGUGUCCACCGAGCGGCUGGAGCGGUACCUGGGGAGUGGCGACCUGGACCCCUCAGCCAUAAGACGUGACCCCAGUGUUGACUGCGCGAUUCAGUUCUCCGAGGCCUCCUUUACCUGGGAGCAGGGUGCCGAGCCUGCGAUCAGAGAGGUCACUUUGGAUAUCAAGCCUGGGCGUCUGGUGGCUGUGGUCGGGGCGGUGGGCUCAGGGAAAUCCUCACUGGUGUCAGCUGUGCUAGGAGAGAUGGAAAACCUCAAGGGGCACAUUAACAUCCAGGGCUCUGUGGCCUACGUUCCCCAGCAGGCCUGGAUCCAGAACGCCACGCUGAAGGACAACAUUCUCUUUGGGUCAGAACUGGAUGAGGCUAGGUACCAGCGGGUUGUGGAGGCCUGUGCUCUCCUUCCAGACCUGAAGCUGCUCCCUGGAGGUGACUUCACAGAGAUUGGAGAGAAG